Molecule: messenger RNA, 1680 nt
Organism: Talaromyces marneffei
Lineage: Eukaryota; Fungi; Ascomycota; Eurotiomycetes; Eurotiales; Trichocomaceae
Exons: 4
Coding region: 1-1680 (559 amino acids)
Biological process (GO): protein phosphorylation
Molecular function (GO): protein kinase activity; ATP binding
Source: RefSeq, a predicted model, not a curated record
AUGGCGGACGCAUUCAAACCUCGUACCAUGAAACGCAAGAAUGUCAAGGGACUCGCCCUCAAUUCCACACCAAAGCCAGCAUCCGCCCCAUCCGAAGGCGAUGCUCAGGUCCCUGGGGCGGUCGGAAAUACAGAGAGCACACGGUCAGAUACACUGGAGAUUGGGCUUGAGUUCAAGCUCGAUUUGCGCAGUGAGGAUUUGGUGACUUUGAAGGAGGUCGGCGCAGGAAAUGGCGGUACAGUCGCCAAGGUUAUGCAUGCCACGACAAAGGUCGUUAUGGCACGAAAGAUCAUUCGUGUCGAUGUGAAAGAAAACAUCCGCAAGCAAAUCCUCCGUGAGCUCCAGGUCGGCCACGACUGCAACUCGCCUUAUAUUGUGACAUUUUACGGCGCCUUCCAGAAUGAGUCGCGUGAUAUUGUGUUGUGUAUGGAAUAUAUGGACUGUGGCUCUCUCGACCGCAUCUCCAAAGAGUUCGGACCUGUCCGUAUCGACGUCCUAGGCAAAAUAACCGAAUCAAUCCUUGCAGGCUUGGUAUAUCUAUAUGAAAACCACCGAAUCAUGCACCGCGACAUCAAACCGUCGAAUGUCUUGGUCAACUCCCGCGGAAACAUCAAAUUGUGCGACUUUGGUGUGGCUACUGAAACAGUCAACUCCGUCGCCGAUACUUUCGUCGGUACUUCGACUUACAUGGCUCCGGAACGUAUCCAGGGAGGCGCAUAUACUGUUCGGUCUGAUGUGUGGAGUGUUGGAUUGACCGUGAUGGAGCUUGCCGUCGGACGAUUCCCGUUCGAUGCAACCGACUCGGCCGCCGGCGAUCGAGCCAGUGCAGGGCCGAUGGGAAUUUUGGAUCUUCUACAACAGAUUGUGCAUGAGCCCGCGCCGAAAUUGCCCAAGAGCGAUGCUUUCCCUCCUAUUCUGCACGAGUUUGUGGCAAAGUGUCUGCUCAAGAAGUCCGAGGAGCGGCCGACACCGAGGGAACUCUACGACAAAGAUGCUUUCCUGCAAGCCGCCAAGCGGACGCCAGUUGAUUUGCAAAAAUGGGCUCGGAAGAUGAUGCACGCACAGGAUCGUCACUCAUAUCUCGAACCUCCCGCUCCAGCUUCCCUCAAAACGGCAACGACGACAACAUCUAGCAGUCCUUCUCCGGAUAUGACACCUCGAGACACACCUGCUACUACCGUGUCUGCUGCACCAUCUCACCCUACUCCUACAUUUGGAGAUAUUCCACUCCGAAAUGAGGUGACUUCGGCACAUAAACAACAUUUCAGCCCUUCCUCCCACCAUAUCCCUACGUCCCAUCAUGGCGACUAUAGCAACCACAAUCAGUACGCGCAACAGCAACCACAGCAUGCAUCGCAUAAUUCUAGAUCGUCGCAGUCUUCUUCAAGACAACAAUCUCCUUAUCUGUCUCUAGAACAUUUGUCUCUUGAAAGCGAAGAGGCUCGCAACGGAAGAGGCCGUUCCCCACGCACCUAUUCUGGUGAACCUCGAUCUGCAAUUGAUCCACCUUCUCGACCACAUUUCCCUCGAGCAUUGAGUUCUAACCAUCAGGGCGGAUUACAUACCGCUACGUUACCUAUGGGAGCUGCUCCUCCACCAUCCGGACCACUCCCGCCUCCUCCGCAGUCCGCUGGAGAAGCGUGGCGAAAUCAGUACAGAGCGCGAGAGAAUAUGACCUGA